GACGUUUUCUCUCUUUUUAGAUCAGAGUUGGUCGUCCAAAAUGGCUCACUUCAAUACGAAACGACGAAGUUCUUUUCAGCAGAAAAGUUAUCAGGGAAAAAAGAAACUUGUUUUGAUUUAUACUCCAUUAUUUGACAGAACACCAUGGCCUGGACUGGAAUACUCGUACAACUUUACACAUUUUCGGGGAAAACCGUGUCCCGUUAGAAACUGUCUCAUCUCAUACAACAAGUCUCGAGUUAAAGACAGUGAUGCAGUUCUGUUUCACGCUCGAGAUCUCCCAAGUGCCUUUGAACUGGCAAAAAUACCACGUACUUCUAGGCAGCGAUGGGCCUUCCUCGUACACGAAAACCCGUUUUUUUCGUACAAAAAUCUAUCGGAAUACAAUCAUUUAUUCAACUGGACGAUGACUUAUCGGACAGAUUCGGAUUUCUUCGUGCCCUACAAUUACUAUCGCCGACUGACGCCCGAAGAAUUAUCGACUAUUGAAGAGCCUAAAAACUACGCUGCUAAGAAAGACAAGUUAGUUGCUUGGAUGGUUGGUCACUGCGGAAAACCUCGCGACCAUGUGGUACAGCAACUUUCAAUGUACCUCAAUGUGACCGUGUUUGGAGCAUGCGCAAAACAUUUCAACCAAACUGGAAAUCACUGUCGACGGGGAUCGCGUCGCUGCUCGAGCCUCUUACGAAGGUUUAAAUUCUAUUUGGCGUUUGAAAAUGCAAUGUGUGUGGACUACGUGACCGAGAAGUACUGGUACACACCAUUUGACCACGACAUGGUCCCUGUAGUACUGGGCUCUAACUAUGGACCGGAAGUUGCAAUCCCAGGCUCCUUUAUCAAUGUGCUCGACUUUAAAUCUGUUCGAGCACUGGCCGAAUAUUUGAACUAUCUAGAUGCGAAUGACUCGGCGUACAAUGCGUAUUUUCUUUGGAAAACUAAGUACAAAGUAGAAUAUAGUCUCCCGGUCGUUUGGACAUGUAACAUUUGCGCUGCAUUGAAUAACAACUCAGUCCCUACCAGCAUCUAUCAUGAUUUGGGCUCGUACUGGGGGGUAAAUACAUGCGGAAAGAAUCAAGAUAAACUGGACAAUUUGUUACAAGGUGUUGUACAGAGUGGAACCUUCUAGUUUCUUAGUUAUACUGGAGCAAAGAAUUUGGUAAAGGGUUUUAUAUUUGGCGCUUAUUCAUGCAUUGGAGAUUUCCUGAACUUCGUGUCAUCCGAAUUUGCCCUUCGUUUAGUCGGUUUGAGGCGGACAGCAGACGGGACCUAAACGAAAACUGAACGAAGACUAUACAAAGACUUCGUGACAUCCGAACUUGCCCUUCGUUUAGUCGGUCUAAGGCGGACAGCAGACGGAAACUGAAAGAAAGCUUAACAAAGACUAUACGAUGACUAAAUGGAGACUUUAAGAAGGAAAAGUCCGGAUGUUACGUAGGCUAAUUAAGUUUUCCGCGAGAGACAGGUUUUUAAAAGACCCUUCGUUUGCAAGAAAAUAAAAACAAC
This is a messenger RNA of Exaiptasia diaphana, 1503 nucleotides long. Its product is annotated as alpha-(1,3)-fucosyltransferase C. Lineage: Eukaryota; Metazoa; Cnidaria; Anthozoa; Actiniaria; Aiptasiidae. Gene Ontology annotation, molecular function: alpha-(1->3)-fucosyltransferase activity. The record is from RefSeq and is a predicted model, not a curated record. The transcript has a single exon. Gene Ontology annotation, cellular component: membrane. Bases 41 to 1126 code for a protein of 361 amino acids.